GUCAACUCAUUUAACUGAUGCAACCCAAUUCUGCCCCCUGAACCGACGCCUCUUAUUUACCCCUUCCUCAUCUCGGCGGCUAUCCCGCGACCAUCUUCACCACCCUGCCCCCUCUUUCCACCCCAGCCGCCACCAGUCCACCACCUCCUCCACCGCAGCUAUUCCUCCACCCCUUACAAAGUUGAAAGUGCAAGACAACAAUCCCAAUCAAGAAAAUUUGUCCAUUCAAAAUCAGCCCAUCCAAACCUCACUAAAUACCCAACAUCAAUUACACGAAUAGAGCAUCCAAACCAAAAAUGGAUAAAACCCAGGAAAUUGAAAAAGGGAAACUGAGACUAAUUAAUAGGAAGUUUCCUCCAACCCUUCCUUUGCUAGUGGCGUCGCCGCCUCUAUCCUCCUUAUGUUUCCCGUCCUUGGAAGGCUUAGCAACGGCGGUGUUGCCAUUGGAAACUGGACCAGGCCCGGGCUCGUCCAACAGCGUUCGGAUCUCUUGGAUAGGGUAUGGCGAUUGAUGAUAGGAGUUGGGGAGUGGAAUCGGCGAGGAGGGAAGAAUCGGGAGCCGAGCAGACCACGAUUGGGGAUACGUUUGAGGAUCUUCUUCUAUCGAUUCACCAGUGGUGGUGGUGGUGAUGGAUUUUGCGGCAUAGUUGGACUCCGACGAGUGAAGGUCAUCAUCUUUCUAAGGUCUUCUUCUCCGAUUGGAAUGGUGGCAGUGAGGGGGAGCUUAGAGAGGGAUUUGGACUAGGAUGAGGCUGAUAUUGUAUUGGACGGAGUCGGGGAAUGGUCGGUGACCUCGUGGCAGGCGGUGUUGAGGGCGAGCUAGGAGAAGGAUUUGGGUUUGGAGGAGGAGCUAGAGGUGGCGACAAUGUUGAACUUGGAGGAGGAGCUAGCGACGGUGAGUUAUUAGGGUUUUUUGGUCGGGUCAAAUAAAGGAAGAAGAUGACGGGUUGGGUCACUGGUUGGGGUGGGUAUAUCAUGUGGCGGGUCUGAUUGUAUGGGUCGGGUUUCAUUUUUUUAUAAUUUAAAUGGGAUGAAUCAGCACUUCUGUUAGCCACGUCAGCAAAAUAUAGACGGAGGCUAACGGAAGGUAACGGAGAGUGACCAAACAUGAACUAUCAAAAUAAUAUUAGUGACCACUAAGGGAAUUAAAUAUUUGUAGUGACUAAACAUGAACAUUUUUUGUAAUCUCAGUGACCAACCAUGCAAUAAACCCUUAAUUAAAUG
Molecule: messenger RNA, 1224 nt
Organism: Linum trigynum
Lineage: Eukaryota; Viridiplantae; Streptophyta; Magnoliopsida; Malpighiales; Linaceae
Source: the annotation of a GenBank genome assembly